Molecule: messenger RNA, 649 nt
Organism: Ichthyophthirius multifiliis
Lineage: Eukaryota; Ciliophora; Oligohymenophorea; Hymenostomatida
Exons: 1
Source: RefSeq, a predicted model, not a curated record
UUCUUACCAAAACGUAUAAUUAACAUUAAUAAAUGACUAAACAAAUGUGAAAUUAAAUAUCUAAAAUUUUCAAAUUUAAUUAUAUAAUGAUUAGAUAAAUAUGUCUAAUUUAAUUUAGUAAUUAAUAUAAUAAAAUUUCUUACUUUAUAAUUGCCCAUUAUUUUGUUUUGACAAUAUAAAAUAAAUAUAUCUAUAUAUUGGAAAUUAUCCAUUUAAUUAAGAUGUAUAUAUACCUUAUUAAAGCUUUACCAAAGAUAAUACAGUAUAAAUCUUAUAUUAAAAAGUGGAACAAGAUUAAAAUUAAGAAUCUGAAAGUUAUCAAUAAAAUGUCAAAAUACAAUUAAAGAAAAUUGUUAAAAAGAAAAAUGAAAAUAUUGUUAGAAGUCUAACUAGAACCAAAGAAAGACUAAUCGGAGAAGCUUUUGAAAAAGUAUAAUUAUGGAGAUAAAUUCAUGAAAGAGGAUAAAUUAAUACUAAAGGCUAAUAAGUAAAAACUAACCUGGAUUAUGUCGCUGGUUUAGUUGGUGUUUCAAGAAAAACUUUAGACGAUUAUUAUUUAUAAUUUAGAAAAGCUUAAUAUUUGAACUUUGAUUUCGAAAAAUAUAAAAAUUAAAAAAUGGGAUUCUUAAGAAAAUUUAUUAAAGAUAAU